Raphanus sativus (radish) is the source of this 705-nucleotide messenger RNA. RefSeq names its product PAMP-induced secreted peptide 1-like. Bases 318 to 539 code for a protein of 73 amino acids. The record is from RefSeq and is a predicted model, not a curated record. NCBI's taxonomy places the organism in Eukaryota, Viridiplantae, Streptophyta, Magnoliopsida, Brassicales, Brassicaceae. Gene Ontology annotation, biological process: defense response. The transcript has a single exon.
GUAAUAGCGUACAUGGCAAAGUGUCGUAGAGCGACCUGUUCAAGUCACAAUACUUGGUCAACACGCCAAUCGUGAGAUGGCGCUGGUGAAAUCCGACCUAAGUGAUGAACUCAUUGAGUCAUGACCACUUCCUCGUAAGCACAUAUAUAUAUACUCUCUCUCCUUUAUCUGAUAUCCAACAUAAACAUAACUCCUAAUUUUCUUUCUUAACCAAAAACUCUUUCCCCCGAGAAAUCUUCUAGUUUAUUACCUGACUACUUCGAAGCUCCUUAUUGUUUUCUUGUCCGUACAGCGUAAAACAGAGAAAGCAAAAUAAAAUGAGGAGAUCUAGCUGGUCUACUAUUUUGAUCGUGGUGAUGAUGGUGUCGUUGUUGGUGGUAGAACACGUCGUGGUUCCUGCCGCGGCCGGGAGGGUUCUGAUGGAGAAGCCGGGAGAGGAAAGAGCGACGGUGAUGAGUGUUGAGAAGAUGAAGUCGACGGUGGGUUCCUGGUUUCAGCGUUUGGCUUCAGGUCCUAGUCCAAGAGGUCGUGGCCAUUAAAAUAGUUUUUUUUUUUGUUUUCUUUUCUAGCGGGAGGAGAUCAACAGUGUCGAUAUAACCAUGUUCAUAAGUAUACCAAAAAAACAGCCGAAAAUUGUAUUCAAUUCAUUUAUUUCUUUGUUUGUAGUUUUUUUCUCUGAGGAAACUAAACCAUCAAUAUACAUGU